Dictyostelium purpureum is the source of this 951-nucleotide messenger RNA. RefSeq lists its product as uncharacterized. The transcript is spliced from 4 exons. Gene Ontology annotation, cellular component: endoplasmic reticulum membrane; Golgi membrane. NCBI's taxonomy places the organism in Eukaryota, Evosea, Eumycetozoa, Dictyosteliales, Dictyosteliaceae. The annotation marks the transcript as partial. Gene Ontology annotation, molecular function: metal ion binding; ubiquitin protein ligase activity. The record is from RefSeq and is a predicted model, not a curated record.
GACAAUCCAGGCCAUGAAGAAUUUGAUGCACUUGUAUUUAUGUUAAUUAUUAUUUUAAUAGUUGCACUUCAAGUUGGUUUAUUUAUAUGGAAAACAAACUAUUCAAAAUCAUUUAUAAAAGUCACUUUAGUUGGUCUUUGGGUAUUCCCAAUUUUAUAUUCUAUUUAUUCAGGUUUCAUUAGAUUCAUUAUAUUUUCGAUAAUAUUUAGCAGUAUGUUGGGAUAUCUAUUCUACAUUUCAACAAGACAACCACUUUCUAGAAAAACACCAAAAAUCAUUUUCAUGUGGUUCUAUUCACUCUAUUUAAUUAGCUUUAUAGUUUCAAUUUUAACUGGUUUCGCCAUAGUGUUAUAUGCAUUUGGUCUAAAAGUACUUCAAUUCGAUUCAAUUUUAACCAUAUUGUUUUAUUCAUUAUAUAUUGGUUUACUUGGUAGAGAUGUUGCCGAAGUUUGUUCUGAUAGAAUUGCUAUAGUUUUAGGUUUGGGUGGUUCAACAUUACCAUUCACAAAAAUUCCUGAUAACUAUUGUGCUAUCUGUUCAACAAACUUAAAACCAGUAGGAAGCGAUGCAUCAAAUAAGAGUUUAUUAAUUAGCGAUAUUACAGAAAAUAAAGAAAACAGCACCACAAAUAAAAAAGAUGAAAGCGAAAAAAUCGAAAAAAGAUUAGAUAAAAUAAUGAAUGCAAUUUUUAGCGAAAAACCAAAAAAACUUUCAUGUGGCCAUAUGUUUCACGAAUGGUGUAUCAGAGGUUGGCUUUUGGUGGGAAAAAAAAAUUCUUGUCCUCAUUGUAAUGAAAAAGUUGACAUCAAAACAACUUCAGAGAAUCCAUGGCAAAGUAAUUCAGGAAUAUGGGCAACUUUAUUAGACUCCAUUAGACAUCUAAUUGUAUGGAACCCAAUUUUAUUAUUUAUUGCUAAACUCAUCAUAGAUUUUUCACAUUAUUUUGUUUAA